Molecule: messenger RNA, 6985 nt
Organism: Daldinia loculata
Lineage: Eukaryota; Fungi; Ascomycota; Sordariomycetes; Xylariales; Hypoxylaceae
Exons: 2
Coding region: 445-6636 (2063 amino acids)
Biological process (GO): phosphorelay signal transduction system; phosphorylation
Molecular function (GO): phosphorelay sensor kinase activity; protein binding
Source: RefSeq, a predicted model, not a curated record
UAUUUGACCUAUUUGACCUAUUUGACCUAUUUGACCUAUUUGACUUAUUUGACAUACAUAUGUCAUAACGCUAUAUUCAGCUUACACGCCACCAUCGUUCCCGAAUCGAAGAUAGAACCGUAUCAAUUGCUAGCGAGAACACUGUCUGACGUAGGUAGUGACCCAACCGGCCGCUGACUAGCGAUGAGCCUUGCAAUCGACACAAGGCAAUGCCACUUACCGGUUUUGAUCUGUCCUAGCCGAAAAAGAAUCACAUCCUUAUUCCUCACUGUUACUGUCACCCAACCAACAUACGGCAAUUCAAACACCUAUUCUCCAACCUAUGCUGUCUAGUUUCCUCUAUCGACGAAUAUCUCUUGGAUUGGACGGAGCGAAUGCCGAGAUCACGAGCACGUAGUGAGAUCCGUCCCCGAUACUGCCGCAUGGGGGCGCCGUAAACGAGGAAUGCCACCCCAUCACCACUACUCAACCCCGGACGAACCACGUAACCUCAUCACGCUGUCGCCCUCCUCUUCCUCUUCCUCUAGCUAUGACACUAAUGUCCUUGAACCAUUGAAUAUCGAGAAGCAGAGUAGUCCUACUGGGACUAGUUUCUCUGAAGAUAUUUCCGAUUCCAUGCGAAACUCGCCAGCCAGCGCGGUAGGGCCAACAAAUCCCGAUGCACCCUGGCUAACUCUCGCUUCCUCAAGUGUAGACCACAUUAAUUUGCGAGGUGGUAGUGGUGGAUUAGACGCGGUCGGUAUUGGGAAAUCCCCGUCCGUCGCCGGAGAUGUGCAAUUGGAAAAUGAUGAACUGCGGCGAGGAACUACAGGAGUUGGCACGGGCGCGAGGAGUAAAGAUAGGGAUGCUAGCAUUGCAGAGACUUCGUCCAAGAUCUUAGAAAAUAAACGGUCUAUUACCGAGUACCGGGCGCGGCUUGCGAGGGAAAUGGAACGUCGGGAAUACGCGGUUCGAGGCUCCCCCUCGCCUUCGAGAAAUGUAUCGGAGAAGACACGAAUCUCACCUAUUAAGGAAGAGUCUAGCACGACACCUUCGCCGACAAAUAGUUCUGACGCUCCGACUGCUUCGAGCGAGUCUAACAGGACAGUCCGCGGUGGUAUGACCCCUAGCUUCACGGCUCGGACGCCGUCAUACCCCUUUCCACGCAUGGGUACCCCUAAUUUCACCUCGACUUACCUACACAAUGUUCUUGCUCAGCAGUCUCAAACUGGAGUCGUGAAUGCUGCCGGCGCACAGUUUGGUAGCUUUGUGCUACAUGACCAGUUAAGGUCGGACCCCUCGUCCCCGGCCUCUGCAAUGACUUUUUUACCCACCGGAGUUAGUACUAAGUCCUCGAGUCUUGACUUUCCUACACCUAAUCUUUAUGACUUAACUUUGAUGCUCUCGGCGGAACCUGGCUUGGAGGCUUGGUGGAAUACCGUUGUCCAGAUUAUGACUGGAUAUUAUAAGGCCGAGAGGGUAACUCUUUCUAUUCCAGCUGACCCGACAGAUGUUGAGAAUGUACCUUGGGGACAAAAAGCCACUUAUAACGCUUUAGAAGAAGAUGACUUAAGUAUGGGAUACAUCGCGAAAGGGACUAGUCUUUUCGCCAAGAGCGUAGACGACCAGUCCGAGUCUGUACCGGGUUACGAAGGACCUCCAAAGGAUGAUAGGCCCAAACGUCCGGUGAUUCAAAACCGUCACUCUUUUACAGCUUAUGAAGAUAAAAAGGAUACUGGAGAGAUGGACAAGGAUCAAGCCUCUAGCUCAAGUUCUCAGCGACCGAGUCAGGUCAAAAGGAGCAAGAGUUAUUAUCCAAGUGGUGACAAGUAUGAUCCAACCUCGCCUCUUCCUACGUUGAACAGACAGGCAUUAGAGGAGCACGAUGCUAUCGAAGAGCAGCAGCCCGUUCCGACAUGGGAAGCGAAGCUAGAGCCUAAGCGAGAUAUCAAAGGUCGUCUCCUCCCGGUGUUGCAAGGCCUUGAUUUUGAAGCAGAUCCGCUUAUUGAUCAUAACGGUAUCACUCGAGUUGUUGAGCGAGGCAAAGUGAUUGCUCUAACUCGCACCUACCCCUAUCUCGAUCCAACCUCUGAAGAGAAACAACAGCAGCCUAAGAGUACCAAAGCCGUCCCAUCGGAAGAGUCUCGGAAGUUGGCAAGAAAGCCUACAAGGACCGAGUCCCAGACGAAAUUAUCUUCAUUGCUGGCAAAUGCGAGCGCACCUCGAUCUCUAAACCGAAAUUUUAAAUCGCUAUCGACAGAUAAAAAACUUCCUAGUUUAUUCUCAGCCUUAGAUGAUAUUCCACCACGACCUCCUACUCCGAAGUACGAAGAAUAUGAACAAGCACCUCCGUCGCCAUGGUCUCAAUCCCCAGCACCCUCACCCGCCGUCCGAGCCGAUCCCUCGGAAAAUCCCUUUUUCACAGACGCUGUAGUUGAUGAAGAGUCGUUCAACCCUGGACCGAGUCCACAGGACUAUUCAUCGACACAACCCCCCGAGACUAUCGGUAUCGAUAACUCUUGGACUGUUCUCCAUGUCCCACUUAACCACGUUCUCCUUUCAAAACCUCCCCCAAAAUUCAAGUUGGACCCCUCUGCGUUAGAACAGAAGGCUUCUCAGCGGGGCCAUACCGAGCCGGGUGUAGAUUCUGCCAUGUUACAUGAGCGCCCAUCUACCGAGGAAUUAGCCAAGAACAAACAUCUGCCUAUUGCGAUAUUGUCGAUCUUAACCCCUAUUAUACCCUAUCCCUCCAACUUGCGCCACUCUCUUGAACACCUGGCACCUCAUUUAGCGGCAACUUUCUCCCUUUGUCGACACUAUUCAACUCUCGAGACAGAAGUAAUGGGCCUUCAUCGGAAACGACCCUCUACUAGUGGCUUUGGUGCCAUUGGCCCUGAUGGACGACCAGUAGUGGACCCUACUAUGCUCGCUCAUUUUAAUGCUGCGACGCCUGAAGAUGUGUCUCUGCGGUCGGUUACUGGAAGCCUUACUAGCCCUAGCGAAUACUCUGGUCCAUCAAGAAGUAUCAACGCCUCACCUAGUGGGACUCCGCUCUGGGACUCCGGCUCUUUUGGAUUGGUUGUUGAGAGGCGAACUGCCGGUACCAGCCCCGGCCAGCCGGGAGGCGACAGCUAUUUUAGUUCGGUCCCUAGAAACGGAGGGACUCCCGCAGAGCCACCAACUCCAGGAUCGUUAACUCAGCGUGUUCCUCGAUUCGGUAAUAAGGAAGGCGGCCUUACCUUUGGUAAGCAGCUUAGACGAUCAGGAAGCCUUCUUCAACACCAGCAAGACCUGAGCUCAAUUGAGAAGGAAGCCGAAGGCUCGGAUAUUAUAUCCCGUAAUGUUGAUCCUUUCGAUGAGGUAGUGAUCAAUCAAAUAUCAAGGCCAAGGCCCACGUCGAAGGACUUUUCCGAUGUUAAUAUUGGUACGGAAAGUCAGCAAUUACGGUCGGAUAUCGACGACGGUCGGAAGCGGUUGUCUGGUCAGAGCAUAUCAUCUAGCGGUCAUAAGCAUACUAUGCUACACUCGUACGGCGGCGACUUCUCGGCAACCUUUCAGUCCUUACCGCCUAGCACGUCUCUGCUCACAAAACCCACGUCACAGUGCACAACGCCGAUUCGAUCUGCGUCUGCGUCCGCGCCGCAUGUAACUAUGCUCCCGCCUUCGGACCGACUAAAAGGACUUAUGCUGGACUUACUACCGGUGCACGUAUUUGUUGCAUUGCCGGUGCACGGGGAGAUUGUUUGGGUUAAUAGUAGAUAUUUAACUUAUAGAGGCCAGACUCUUGCAGACUUGGUCGCGGAUCCUUGGGGGAGUUUACACCCGGAGGAUCGUGAGGAAUACAUGCGCGCGUGGACACAUUCCCUUCGGUCGGGCGACCAAUUCGCCCAUACCGUCCGCCUUCGUCGCUUUGACGGUGCGUAUCGAUGGCACCAAGCUCGUGCGGUAGCCUCUCGUGAUAGGCGAGGGGUUAUAGUACAAUUCAUCGGCUCCUACAUGGAUAUCCAUGAUCAGAAAGUUGCCGAGCUAAUGGCACUGCGUCAACAGGAGAUUGAAGUCUCGGAAGCGAAACACCGUCUUUUAGCAAACUUGAUUCCGCAGAUAAUAUUUACCGCAACUGAAAAUGACGGGAUCACAUUCGCGAACGAACAAUGGCUAUCUUACACCGGCCAGAGCGAGGAGGAUGCGUUAGGAUUAGGAUUCAUAGAUUUUGUACAUCCGGACGAUUUGGCGAAGUGUCGACUACCGGUAGAGCGCUCAACAGCGGAGUUCUCCGAUAGAGAGAGUACGCCCGAUCCACCUUCUCGAGAUCCUACGUCGACGGAGCACAAUCCGAUACCCACAGGCGUACCAAUGGGCAGCCGGGGUCCGUCUCGAAAAAACAGUUUCAGCUCGGCUCGUGAAUUUGUCACAGCAGAUCUAGGGGAUCUUUUUAAGCAAGGAAUUCUCAAAGUUGCGACAGAUAGCAACGGGCGGCUUUCUUACACGACCGAGGUGCGACUUAGAUCUAAGUCCGGUGAAUACCGAUGGCAUUUGAUUAGAUGUGUGGAAAUCGACGACGUUGGUUUCGGCAGUGCCGCGAGUUCCUACUUCGGCUCGGCGACCGAUAUUAACGAUCACAAGCUGUUGGAGGAGAAGUUAAAGGAGGCCAUGGAAUCUAAGGGCAGAUUCCUGAGCAAUAUGUCCCAUGAGAUUCGCACGCCGCUCAUUGGUAUCUCUGGAAUGGUGAGCUUUCUACAGGACACAACGCUUAACGAAGAGCAGAGAGAUUAUACAAAUACGAUCCAGACAAGCGCCAACAGUCUUCUCAUGAUUAUAAACGACAUACUGGACUUGUCUAAGGUUGAUGCCGGCAUGAUGAAGUUAAGUUUCGAAUGGUUUCACACUAGAUCCCUCAUUGAGGAUGUCAACGAAUUGGUGUCGACAAUGGCGAUCGCGAAGCGGCUCGAACUUAACUAUAUCGUAGAGGAAAAUGUACCUUCUUGGGUUAAAGGCGAUAGGGUUCGAAUUCGACAAGUGCUUCUUAAUGUCAUAGGCAACGCUAUCAAGUUUACCAGCGUCGGAGAGGUCUUCAGCCGGUGUAGGGUCUACUCCAGCAGCGCGGCCAAUCUUUCCGAGAACCAGAUCAUGCUUGAGUUCUCCAUCAUCGACACUGGCCGAGGCUUUUCCAAAGAAGAAGCCGAACUUAUAUUUAAACCCUUUAGUCAAAUUGAUGGAAGCAGCACCCGACAACAUGGCGGCAGUGGGCUGGGCCUCGUAAUUUCAAGACAGCUUGUAGAGCUUCACGGAGGGAAAAUGGACGGCAGUGCUGUACCCGGGAAGGGUUCGACGUUCACAUUCACCGCCGAGUUUGGUUUACCAAGCGCCGAUGACCAUCCUCACGUGGCCAGUACUCCACCAAUGACUGCGUCUGUACGAUCUCCAGCGGAAGAGAAGCCAACGCAUUUGAUUAAGCCUCUUCUGUUACAGAGAACGAUGGAGUCCGCUCCGACUGCUAGUCCCAGCUUAGAUGCCGAUAUUACAUCGCCUGUUGCCCCCGAGUCAUCUGCCAGCUCGGAUCCUUCGGUUCAGUCCGUUCGUAGUCUAACUACUACAAGAUCAUCGAUUUCGUCAGUUAAUGUUGGUCUCGCGCACUUCAGUGAAGCCGCAAAAGCCAGUGGACAAGAUCUUUCCCAGAUGAAAUUAGAGAUGCCUUUAAGAAAGAUGUCACCUCAAAUAGUACCUACUCCGGAUGGGUCUAAAUUCCCCAUAGGGUUGGCACAAUUCCGCCCGCCAAUGUAUUCGAUCCUCAUCAUCUGCCCUCAAAAAUAUAGCAGGGAAGCUACGACGAAUCACAUCGAAAUGACGUUGCCAAAAGACGUUCCACACCAAAUAACGGCAAUGGCAAGCGUGGCGGAGGCUGAAGAGGUGAUCGGCGGACACGAAUCUGUUACCUUUACCCAUGUUGUUCUUAAUCUACCCUCGGCCGAAGAGAUUAUAGGAGUUAUUGAUAAAAUAAUCGCAAGCUCUGGCGGUAAGACGUCGGUCCUAGUCUUGACGGACUCUGUUCAGAGACAGGCAGUUCUUAGGCUAGCAUCAGAUCCUGAGCACCAGAAGCUUUUGGAAGAAAAACGAAUGAUGUUUGUAUAUAAACCCGUGAAGCCAUCCCGGUUUGCGGUAAUUUUCGAUCCAGGGAGAGAGCGGGACCUGAGUGUGGAUUUGAACCGUUCCAGCGCUGCACAAAUGGUGGAGAGUCAGAAACAAAGCUAUUUGGACGUGGAGAAGCGGAUUGGUAAUAAGGGGUACAAGGUGCUUCUUGUCGAAGACAACCCGGUCAACCAAAAAGUACUGGUCAGAUAUCUCAACAAAGUGGGCAUCGAGGCGGAAAUUGCCGCGGACGGCGUUGAGUGUACCGAGAAGGUGUUCGCACACCCGCCAAAUCACUACUCUCUAAUAUUGUGCGACCUUCAUAUGCCGCGUAAAGAUGGCUACCAGGCUUGCCGGGAGAUUCGACAAUGGGAGGCGCAGACCAACUAUCGGAAGUUACCUAUCAUCGCCCUGUCGGCGAAUGUCAUGUCGGACGUACAAGAGAAGUGCGCAGCGGCUGGCUUUAGCGAUUAUGUGACGAAACCGGUCGACUUCGUUGACCUUAGCACGGCGAUGUCGAAAUUCUUCUGAUCCUCUGCCGUCGGCGGACAGUUGGUCCUUAGCAAUCGCUGCUUUCAAGACAUGGUGGAUGCAUCUGCAUGGCGUUCCCAGGAGAUAGAGUUUUUAAAAAGGGACAGCGUUGUAUACCACGAUUACAUCAUCGGGUGGUCGAGGUUGGAGAUUUUAAAAUAUUUUGUAUUUUCUGCUGAACGGGGCGUGUACCACUAGGAUAGGGUAGAGCAUAGGCCAAGACCCAAGGUUCACAUACGGUUACGGGAUCUGCGACGCUCUACUAGGAGGAAUUUGUACAAAUGCAGGCCGGCCAUCAGUCGAGACGGCCAAACCCGUCCGGCAGCAUUCAUCAUUCAUCAUUCAUCAU